AUGGAAAUUUCCCCAGUUGAAUUUUAUGAUAAAGUUCGUCCUUAUAAAGAUGUUAUUCCCAGUCAAAUUUAUGAGGAGAUCAUUGAAUUCCAUUAUAAAAAGAUCUUACCAAAGAAAAUAACUUCGCGACCUCGUCUGGGUAAAUUGGGAUCAACGAUAAUCAAACCAAAACUUGUAAACGUCAUAUCAAAUUGGAUUGACAAAAAUGAUUCUGCCGUACUUUCAUCCAAUAAUAAAUACAAGUUUAAUUUAAUUUACCUGAAAAGUCGAGAUGGUUUUGAUUACACGACAUUCAAUAAUAAAUUAAAAGGACAAGGUCCAUUUGUAAUAUUGAUAAAAGUUCGAUCAAAUAAGAUCUAUGGUGGUUAUAAUCCAAUCGGUUACGACGGAAGGUGUCAAUGGGUCACGUCAUCAGCGAGUUUUAUCUUUUCUUUUGAGAAUGAUCAAGAUAUACAGAACAUGGAAAUUGGAAGGGUCAUUUUUGCGAAGAAAGCUGUAUAUGAGCAUUGCAAUGCAUUUUUUAAUUUUGGAAGUCAUUUGUUUGUUAAAGAACAAGACCUUUUCCUUGGUAAUCCUGGACAUUAUGAUAAUAUAUUUACUAACGUAGAAAUCAGUUUGCCAAUUGAAGAGAUUGAGGUCUUUAGUGUGAUUAAAAAGUAA
Molecule: messenger RNA, 660 nt
Organism: Funneliformis mosseae
Lineage: Eukaryota; Fungi; Glomeromycota; Glomeromycetes; Glomerales; Glomeraceae
Source: the annotation of a GenBank genome assembly